AAAUGAAUGAUGGAGAUAAUAGCAAAAUGUUUUCGAAAAAAUUAAAUCCUGGAACAGUUAUUGCAGGCAAAUAUAAAUUGUUGGAGAAAAUUGGUGCAGGAUCUUUUGGAAUGGUUUUUAAAACUUAAAACUUAAAAAAUGGGGAAUUAAUAGCAACUAAAUUCGAGAAAAGAGAUGAAAGUCAAAAAGGCGUAAGCUUACUGAUUAGAGAAAUCAAAGUGCUUUAAGAUGUAAAAGGUUUGAAGGGUAUUAUUUUUUUUAAUUUUAAAGGUUUUCCAUAAUUAAAAUUCUAUGGACGUGAUGAUCAUUACAACUUCUUUAUGGAAUCUUAUUUAGGAAUGAAUUUAGAAUAAUUGAUGAGAAAAUGUAAUGGUAAGUUUAGCUAAAAUACAGUGUUGAAGAUUGGAGUUUAAUUGUUAGAAAGAGUUCAGGGUAUUUUAAAAUAUAAAUGAUUAGCAUUUCAUGAAAAAAAUUUAAUUCAUAGAGACAUUAAACCAGAAAAUUUUACGAUAGGCCGACAAGAUAGUGGUUAAAUUUAUGUUAUCGAUUUUGGAUUAUCUAAAUAUUUUAGAGACAGUAAUGGAAAGCANCAGUUUUAAUUCUUUCAAUUUAUCAAAACAUAAACUCUUUUUUUUGAAUCCUAAUCUAUUUGUCUAUAAUAAUUUAUCAACAAAAGUUAUGCUUUUAGAUUAUGA
This is a messenger RNA of Paramecium sonneborni, 695 nucleotides long. Lineage: Eukaryota; Ciliophora; Oligohymenophorea; Peniculida; Parameciidae. The record is from the annotation of a GenBank genome assembly.